AUGGGUAAUAGUAGCAUGGAGGAGCUGCAGAUAUCCCCGGCCGAUUCCCGGGCGAGUCCAGGUAAAGAACAGCAGGCUGCUGGAGUUGGAAUUCUUCUUCAGAUCAUGAUGCUAGUGCUCUCUUUCGUUCUUGGCCACGUCCUUCGGCGUCACCGUUUCUAUUACCUUCCGGAAGCCAGUGCAUCCCUAUUGAUUGGUUUGAUCGUUGGGGUAUUGGCUAAUAUCUCAGAUACUGAAACCAACAUCAGGGCAUGGUUUAACUUCCACGAGGAAUUCUUCUUCUUGUUUCUCAUUUUGAUGUUGGCAACUCCAUUUUUACAGCCAAAACCAUUUUUUUCAAACUUUGGAGCCAUCGUCACCUUUGCUAUUGUAGGGACCUUUGUUGCUUCCAUGGUUACUGGGAUUCUAGUCUACCUUGGUGGUUUAAUUUAUCUUAUGUACCGACUACCAUUUGUUGAAUGCCUGAUGUUUGGUGCUCUCAUAUCUGCAACUGAUCCUGUCACUGUUCUUUCAAUAUUUCAGGAGCUUGGCACUGACAUGAAUCUUUAUGCUCUGGUCUUUGGGGAGUCUGUUUUGAAUGAUGCGAUGGCGAUCUCGUUGUACAGGACUAUGUCAUUAGUAAGAAGCCAUAUUUCUUCUGAGCAGAACUUCUUCAUGGUCAUAGUCAGAUUUCUUGAAACCUUUGUUGGCUCUAUGUCGUCAGAUCCGGUGAAACAAUUUGUUGAUAACCCCCCUUUGAUGUUUUGUAGUCUUCAAAACUUGGAAUGCUGUCUAUUUGUCCUCUUCCCCUAUUUCUCUUACAUGCUAGCAGAAGGACUUGGACUCUCUGGCAUUGUGUCGAUACUGUUCACUGGAAUCGUUAUGAAGCACUAUACAUUCUCAAACUUGUCUGACAAUUCACAGCGAUUUGUCUCGGCCUUUUUCCACCUGAUCUCUUCAUUGGCUGAGACAUUUGUAUUUAUAUACAUGGGAUUUGAUAUUGCAAUGGAACAACAUAGCUGGUCACAUGUUGGAUUUAUAUUUUUCUCAAUUUUAUUCAUAGUAAUCGCAAGAGCUGCCAACGUGUUUGGCUGUGCAUAUUUGAUAAAUUUGGUUAGGCCAACACAUCGCAAAAUUCCAUUUAAACAUCAAAAGGCACUAUGGUACAGUGGGCUUCGAGGUGCUAUGGCCUUUGCACUUGCUUUGCAAUCAGUUCAUGAUCUUCCAGAAGGUCAUGGUCAGACAAUAUUUACUGCUACCACUGCCAUUGUUGUUUUAACGGUCCUGCUGAUAGGAGGAUCAACAGGAACAAUGUUGGAAGCUCUCCAGGUUGUAGGCGAUGGACAUGAUGUGUCGUUUGGGGAUAUUCAGAGCUUUGAGGGGAACAAUGGCUAUGUUGCUCCAUUAUAUGAAGGGGAAUCGUCCUCAGGAAAUAGGCUGAAAAUGAAGCUGAAGGAGUUUCACAAAAGCACUGCAUCAUUUUCGGCAUUGGAUAGGAACUACCUCACUCCGUUCUUCACUACUCAAGGUGGAGAUGAGGACGAACACGAUGAACCAAUGAUUAGUUCCAGAAGAGGAGAAUAUAACGGCCAUGACUGA
Messenger RNA from Oldenlandia corymbosa var. corymbosa, 1578 nucleotides. Lineage: Eukaryota; Viridiplantae; Streptophyta; Magnoliopsida; Gentianales; Rubiaceae. The record is from the annotation of a GenBank genome assembly.